Molecule: messenger RNA, 891 nt
Organism: Ostrinia nubilalis (European corn borer)
Lineage: Eukaryota; Metazoa; Arthropoda; Insecta; Lepidoptera; Crambidae
Product: protein O-mannosyl-transferase TMTC4-like
Exons: 5
Coding region: 19-681 (220 amino acids)
Biological process (GO): endoplasmic reticulum unfolded protein response; protein O-linked glycosylation via mannose
Cellular component (GO): endoplasmic reticulum
Molecular function (GO): mannosyltransferase activity; protein binding
Source: RefSeq, a predicted model, not a curated record
CCUGAAUAUCAUCAAGCCAUGAACAAUCUGGCUAACCUCCUGAAAAACCAGAAAAAGUAUUAUGAAGCAGAAUAUUACUUGAGAAAAGCUAUAAAAUUAGAGCAAGACUUCCCAGCAGCAUGGAUGAACUUGGGUGUAGUUCUGGCUAGCACAAAAAGAUUGGACGAAGCUGAAAGUGCUUAUAAAACCGCUUUGCAGUAUCGCAAAAAGUAUCCAGAUUGUUUCUACAAUUUAGGCAAUCUGUAUCUAGAAAUGAACAGGACUAAUGAAGCUAUGGAAAACUGGCUACAAGCGGUUCACCUAAAGCCGAAGCACGUCUUGGCUUGGACAAAUCUAAUCGCGUUAUUAGAUAAUACGGAGCAAAUGAACAAAGCCCUGCAAGUUAUACCGGACGCAUUGAAGGAAUUGCCCGACGCACCGUCCAUCAAUUUUGCUGUUGGCAACAUUUACGGCAAGUUGGGGCGGUUUGCGGAGGCGGAGCGCCACUUCCUGAGAGCUAUCGAACUAUCUGGAACCAAUGUUCCGGCUAUAUACUAUGCUAAUUUAGGUGUACUCUAUCACCGAUGGAAAAAAAUCGAUCUAGCAGAAAAUAUGUAUAAUAAUGCUUUGAAAAUUAAUAAUACAUUUAAAAGUGCAAUAACUAAUUUAAAUAGCUUAAAAAAAUUAAAACAACAGAAUUAAUAAGUAUUGUGAAUUUAAAUCCCUUCCUUAACACCUUAUAUCAUAGUAUCUGCUAACUGCUAAAUUAUUUAUGUACCUGUUAUGUAUAAUAUUUAUGUAUACCUAACCAAUCUAGUAUUAUGUAAAGUAUAAAUAAAAAUCUUGCUUUGACCACUUAAAAUUUGUUAUGUUAAAAUUUUAAAAUUUAUUAUACCAAUAUAUUUUUUGUGA